AUGCAUCUUAUGUACUAUCUCAACGACAAAGGAAAGCGAGUUUACACUCUGAAGGUAAGCUUAAGAACAGAUCAAACUUUUAUUAAGGUUUUUAACGACUUUUUUAACGUGAUUUCCAUCAAGUGCAUACAGCUGAGUUAGUUACUUUUAGUCCACGUGCGAGGAGAUCACUCAAAUCAUAAGUUUACUCUAUUCGCAAAAUGACUUGAAAACGAUUAUUCUUCUUUGAUUUGCAGAAGAUCGAUCCCUCAGGCCACCCGACAAAGUCUGCCCAUCCAGGUGUUGUCAUCUUUUCUCUUUUUUUGAAAUCGCAGCGCAUGGAAGAACGAACGUUUAGAAGCCAUUCUUGUCCCGUCUUGGGUAAAACCGGAUAAAGAAUGGCUUCUAAACCUGGAAACAGCGUUUACAUAGUAUAAUUCAGGAAGAAACCAGAACAUUUUGGAGUAAGAGCUAACGUUGACAUGGUUUGGCCAACUCUAGCGCACACUGUUGGGACCUCGAGUCUGAGUGUCCUCAUUAGAGAGAGUGGGAUUUAGCUGCUGUCUGUAUUAUCGGCGUGUCCAUUAUAGCGAGGUGUCCCCGAGAUACUUAGUGUACUGUUGCCUGCUAGUGGAUAUUUAGGUUACGUUGACACUGCACUGGAAAGCUUCGCUUCUGGCCGGCACAAAACCCAUACCGGCUAGGGGUUCUGCUCACACAUAAUUUCGGCAUGACUCCUGUAACAGAGUGACGCCGCACUGUGCCCAUCACUAAAGUGGAGACCCGAGAGUCGCAUUUUGGCUUAGCCUGCAAUUUACAGCAUGUCUCCUUGCUCGUUGCUGGUAGGGACGUUUCACAGGGAAGACGUCUGCACUGUAGCAACAGAAAUUUGAUACUGAUGAGGUAAAAUCAAUCCAGAACCUAGUCAGGAGCUCUGAUUGGCUGACGUUGUAGUUAUAUUGUUUUUGUUAUUGUUUACGAAGACAAAAGAUAAAAGACCAUAAAGGUCAAAUGUAAAUGUGAUGAAUCUAGUGCAAAAUAAUCAAUAUUCUUGCAAAUAUAUUCUCCUUAGGAGAGGCAUUCGAGUUUGCUGGAGCUUGUUUGCAGAAGAACACAGAACUUUACCAUAAUCGACCAGGAGAAAUAAAAAAUCAAACAAAUUUACAUUUGAAGCCCUACAAAAAUGGCUAUAUUUGGAUUGAUUAUGUAAACAUUUAAUUAUGUCAUCAGUAUGGAAUUUCUGUCACUGAAGCACAUGUACAGUCGAACCUCGAUUAUCCGGACUCGUUGGGACCAGACGAAAUAGUCCGGAUAAUCGAGGAUCCGGAUAAUAAAAAAAAUUAUAUGAAUAUUAAUGAAGGACAAAACUGAUUAAAUUGAGAAAUCGACUAUUAAUCGUGAAACAAGACUUUUACAAAUCGUUUGGGGGACCAGAAAUUGGAGUGCCAGAUGUUCGUUGCUGAAUAAACCAGACAUACAGGGCUUUAUCGAGCUCUACAGCAUGUUGCAGAUAUCAAAGAUCUGCUGCUUACUCAGGGGGUUCAUUAAGGGCCGGGCACGAGGCAAAUUGACCGGCUGUGAACACGACUUUGCCCGACUGCUUUAUUACAUCUCAAAGAACUUCUUUUUAAUACAAGGAAUGAUCAAAAACAGUUUUAAGUUACAAUCGUGCCCUUUUCUUGAUGAGUUUUAUCGAGUGUAAAACAUACUUUGCCAUGCAGUUUCCACUUUAUUACACGCGGCAUGAAAUCCCCUUGUUUGUUAUGUGUUAAAAAGAAGAAUCGCCCGAUAACACAUUGCGAAAAGAACUAUGCUUCAUAAACGACCACCUGAAAUGUAUCAGUGUUUCGAGCACGUGAGCAUGGCAGCCCAGAAAAGAAGGGAUUCGAUAGCAGAUUAUUUUUCGGCUUCAGCCAAAGGACCUCGAGUAGAGAAAAGGCCAAGAGGUGAGAAGACUUCUUUGUGAUUUAACCUUUUACUUGCCUAUAUAUAUUGAAUGGCUUAAUCAUCAUGUUCAACGAAGCGAAGCGUCAUUUGUUUUCGUUUUAUGGUUUACGCCAAUGAAUUAAUUUUCGGUGCAUUCACGUUAAAACAGUGCUCCUCCCGUCUAGUCAUUGAAAUUUUAAAGAUAAGUUGUUAAACUAAUACUUUUGUGAUUCAAAUCAUGAUUAAAUUAUUGUCUAGAAAAGUUAUCUUUUUUCGGUUGUUGAAAGUCAUUGUCUGCAUGUGCAGCUUCAAAAUGCAUUAAGACACAUCCCUGUGACUAUAGAAUUUCAAAAUUUUCCGGGGGAGCAUGCCCCUAGACCCCCCUAGGGAGCAAGGCCCUCCGGACCUUGCCAAUUCUUUGCCUGGGUGUCAAACUCAGUUGCCUUCCUGUUCAAAACCUUAAUGAACCCCCUGCUUACUUCUUCAUUAGUUACGACACUUGUGACCACUGCAUUUGCUGUUUGAAAGCAAAAAAACCUCGCAUUUGACUGCACUUUUCAAUGCUGUAGUUUUAAAAAGGAUAUGGCUACGGAUCUUGAUCGUGACUAAUAAUAUUCAUGUCCAAAUUUAGCCUCCCACGCAAACAUUCUUAGGGGUUCAUCACGCAAUCUUUCCUCCCCCACGAACCACGUUCGUGGGGGAGGAAAGAUUGCGUGACGAACCCCUAAGAACGUUUGCGUGGGAGGCUAGACCAAAUUGGGACCAGAGAAAAAGUCUGGAUAAUUGAGAAAUCCGGAUAAUCGAGGUCUGGAUGAUCGAGGUUCGACUGUACAGAUGUCUUGCAAAACUUCCCUGGAAGUCAGGAGCAAGGAGAGAUGGCUGUAUUUGCAGGCUAAUAACGGAUAGGUGUUCAUACUGGAUUGAAAUAUGGGGUGGCAAGGCAAGAGGGUUUCUCUACUAUACCAGACGGCUUUUCAUGUCACCACAAAGAGCUGUCCGGAAAAUGUGAACAUUGCCUUAGUUUACUAUAUCAGGGGCGGAUCUAGGGGGUGGGUGCAGGGGGUGCCCAACCCCCCCCUCUGACCUGUGGUUUUCUAAUACAACUGGUACUCUGCAAAAAAAAAAAAGAACUAUGUGGUUUAUUGGUGUUGAAGUAGAUAAGAGACGAGUGCACCCCCUCCUAAAAAAAAUUCUGGAUCCGCCCCUGUAUAUAGCGCAAUCUUCAUGCAUUAAUUUAUAACAUUGCUCCAGGUGGGCUUAACUUCGGAAUACAGUGUACUGUGAGCCACUGAAAUAUUCCCCAACAACUCCUGCUACCGCAGUCUGCCGUGCGCAUUGCUAUUAAUGUAAUAUACCUUAUUCUUUAAUCCACAAAUCUCAGUUAACAGUAGUAAAGAUAUAGUAAGCUUGUAUGAUGAAUGGCAGAAAGCUAUUUUGCUUUAAAGAAUACACCUCAUUCCAAAGUGGUGGCAAUAUUACUUUUUUAUGUAAUAUGUUUUGGAAUUAUGGCAUACUGCCUUCUGACAUCCCUUCGAGUCGCUUGCUCACUCAGUGACACUAAGUGAGUAAGUGACUCAGGGAUUUCGAAAAUUCAGGCUACUCCCUCCAUUAACAUUUGUGAUUGUUGUACCUCUGAAAAAUUGCUCUAUUUUGACGAGCUUAUAAGAGGCAACACUCCAGCUCUCAUUCAAUGGAAUGCACCAAGGCUGUGCUCUAACGAAAAUUGAAGGAAGCCCAGUGCUCUGAAAAUGUAAAAUCUAGAGUGCCCAGCAUAUGAUUUGUAUGAAAAAUCUGAGAUUUUCUAGUCUCCCGAGGGCAAAAGUUAGGUGCCAGGGGCCACCAGGCUCUGCCAGAGCUGCACCAAAGUUCUGCCUGCUUUUAAGUUUAGAACAAUCUGAUAUUAUUCAAGAUUAUCACUGCUACUUUUACAGUGAUCCAUGCUAUGGUGGUAAAAUACCUCUUUAAAACUAUGCCAAAACUCGGAGACAGAGCCUUUAUGGCUGUGGUUCUAAAGCUCUUGAAUAUUUUGGUCCAUGAUAUUAGAAAUACCACAGAUUUUACCUUAUUUAAACAAGUCUGUACUUUUUAAGCAAGCUUAUGGGUAAGGCUAGGAUAGUUCGUUAUUUGAUUUUAAUUCUUUGUAAGUACAUCAUAGACGGCUAAAUUUAUUUUUAUACCUUAGUUAUUCCAGUAUUUCAUUGCAAGGUACAUUUUAAAACUUUGCUGUAUACGUGAAGCUUAAACGCUCUUUUAACAAAGUUUUCUAUUUUCUAUUUUGAGAAAUUCACACUUGAAUCUGACGAUUGCCAUUUGCUGUAUACGUGAAGCUUAAACGCUCUUUUAACAAAUGGCAAUCGUCGGAUUCAAGUGUGAAUUUCUCAAAAUAGAAAAUGAGCAGAUAAAACCACCUCAAAACAAUUCUUAUGGACAAAAAAAAUUGCGUGAAACUGCCAGUUGCCAGUUUGUGUGUUGAAAUAAUGGCAAGUAAAGUGGAAACUUGCUCAUGUGACACAAAUUCGCAUUUGCCGUGAUGCGAAUGUGAUAAUUUGUGCAUUACAAACAAAUAUUUUCCUGCCAGCAGAGACCACUUCUUCCUGGUAUUUCAAUUUUGAAAUACAUAGAUAUUUUAAAAUGUUGGACACAGCCAUCAGCCAUUCACUAUGUUGUAUUUUUCAGCGCGCUUUUCACCAGAUGACAAGUAUUCCCGGCACAGAGUGACCCUAAAAAGAAGAUUUGGCAUCUUACCUACUCAACAACCGAAGCCUGUUUACUAA
This is a messenger RNA of Porites lobata, 4679 nucleotides long. NCBI's taxonomy places the organism in Eukaryota, Metazoa, Cnidaria, Anthozoa, Scleractinia, Poritidae. The record is from the annotation of a GenBank genome assembly.